Molecule: messenger RNA, 432 nt
Organism: Linum trigynum
Lineage: Eukaryota; Viridiplantae; Streptophyta; Magnoliopsida; Malpighiales; Linaceae
Source: the annotation of a GenBank genome assembly
AUGAGGCAGCUGCUACCGGAGGAUGACCCGGCUGCAGCGGAGGUGGCGGAGAAGAUGGAGGUUGAGCCAGCUGCGGAGGACCAAGCUGCGGCGGAGAUGGCGAAGGAGAUGGAGGCUGAGCCAGCUGCUCUACCGGAGGAGGACCAUGCUGCGGCGGAGGUGGCGGAGGAGGUGGAGGCUGAGCCAGCGGCUCCACCUGAGAAGGACCAGGCUGCGCCGGAGGUAGCGGUGGAGGUGGAGGAUGAGCCAGCAGCUCCACCUGAGGAGGACGAGGCUGAAAGGGUGGUCUUUCCGGAAGCGGACCUGGCAGACGAGGAUGAAGCAGAGCCAGCGGCUCCAUCGAACGAGGACGAGGCUACGCCGGACGAGGACGAUGGAGGGCAAUCCCUCUCCAAAAGGGUGGUCUUUCUAGUCUCCCGGCCAUGCUACUGA